Messenger RNA from Seriola dumerili (greater amberjack), 528 nucleotides. It is a transcript of the gene tmem14ca, whose product is annotated as transmembrane protein 14C-like. Lineage: Eukaryota; Metazoa; Chordata; Actinopteri; Carangiformes; Carangidae. The transcript is spliced from 5 exons. Bases 73 to 396 code for a protein of 107 amino acids. The record is from RefSeq and is a predicted model, not a curated record. Gene Ontology annotation, cellular component: mitochondrial membrane. Gene Ontology annotation, biological process: regulation of heme biosynthetic process.
AUUUGUGCUCGGCGGAGAUCAGGCUGUCGUUCCUAGUGACAGAGGAGAAGCAGCAAGAGCAAGGUGUCCAACAUGUCUGUGGAUUGGGUAGGAUAUGGAUACGCAGCCCUAAUCGCAUCUGGCGGAGUUAUUGGUUACGUGAAAGCAGGCAGCGUCCCGUCCCUGGCUGCUGGUUUGCUCUUCGGGGGCCUUGCAGGUUUUGGUGCCUACCAGAUCUCCAAUGACCCCAAUAAUGUUUGGGUGUCCCUCGCUACAUCAGGAGCUCUAACUGGUGUAAUGGGAAAGAGGUUCUAUGGAUCCAGGAAGUUCAUGCCAGCUGGUUUGAUGGCUGGAGCAAGUCUCCUGAUGAUAGGGAAGCUUGGUGUGGCAUUGCUCCAGAAACCCCACAAGUCCUGAUGGAGUGAAGAUUUUGAUGUGUAUCGUAUCUUCUGUUUGAAGAGCAACCCGUCAACUUGUCAUUUACUGUUGAACAUUAAUGUCAUUUUUGAAAGUAUGAGGCUGAAAUAUAGUACGCUUAUAUAAUAGGAA